Molecule: messenger RNA, 936 nt
Organism: Cooperia oncophora
Lineage: Eukaryota; Metazoa; Nematoda; Chromadorea; Rhabditida; Trichostrongylidae
Source: the annotation of a GenBank genome assembly
AUGUUGCUACCGUUCCUACUUCGACAACACAAAACAUGGAAGAACGCAGUGAUCCGUUUGUUCGCCAUUGCGCAGUUGGAGGACAACAACGUACAAAUGAAAUCCGACCUCGAGAAAUUCCUCUACCAUCUUCGUAUCGAAGCCCAGGUCUUUGUCAUUGAAAUGCCCGAUUCGGACAUUUCUGACUACACCUAUGAGCGAACGCUGAAAAUGGAAGAACGAACGAAAUUGCUGAAGAAUUUGAAUAAAGCCGAUCGUGAGAAGGAUCUACAGACACAUAUCGAAGAGGUUGUCAGGGAGAGGAAACUCAGCAAAAUCAACGAGGAAGAAGGGGUUACUGGCAAAUUCCAAUCUGGAUACAAUCCGUUCACGAUUGGAUGUAUUGGAAAUAUACGGCGAACGUUGUGCGGUAGCCAGUUCCCGUCAUUCACCAAAUAUGAAGAAGCCGCUGCCAAACGAACCCGAAAGAAUCGCUCUGCCGUGGAAGACGUAAAAGUGAAUGGUGCAAUGAAGAAAGGGGAUACUGAUGAAGUUGAUGAAACAACUGUGCUGUAUGUCCCUGAUAAAGAUGGAGUGAAAGACGGCCAUAUUCGGUUAAAACAACUACGAUUGGCUGAUAGCCAAUCAGUUGGAACGUCUUUGUCGCUUACCGGAGCAGAUCCACCUUCUCAACGAGAUCGUGACGGUUCCACGUGCAACUUGUUUGAUUCAGCUCAAGACAGUCCAAAAAUGAAUAGUCCAAUCUCAUCGCCGGUGUCAGAUGCUUACCAAGCUAGUUUCGAGGAAGCAACUCGUGAUGCUAUAACUCCCCAUAAAGAUGCUGCCAUCGCCGCCUCACAAGUUCUCAAUGGAGAUCGUUCUCGUCCGCGAGGAUUCGCGGAUGCUGUUCGUAUUCACGAUCAGCUCAGCUCACCAGCGAAAUCAGUGGCGUUGUAG